AUGGGGCUGAAGAGCAUCAUAUUUUUGAUUGUGUUAGUGGGGGUGAGAGGGAGCCCCACUUCCAAGACUGCUUCAGCAGACAUGUUGGCCAGUUCCAAAAUUAUGCUUGAGACAGCAAAGGAAACAGGAGAGAAAUCAACAUUACCUGUGGAGGUUGUUGAGGAGGAUGUGAUGGCAACUGGCGAGCUGAACCCCAAUCACUACCCAGCUCAGAGGGCAGCAAAGGUGGUCCAACACUACCUCAACACUCGCUACGGCUCCCCAUACAGAUUGUUCGGACUGCAUCAGGUCCACAGUGGAAACGCAGAGGAUGUGUCAAACUCUGGAAGACGGUAUCAGCUGGAGAUUUCAGUGCACGAAAUCAUCAGCAAUAAAACACAGAAGUGCUCAGCAGAGGUUUUCUUUCCACAAGGAGAAGGGCCACUCUUAGCAGAAGUUCAGGCCUCGCCGUGUGACGAACUGCUUCACAUCGACACAAAACUUCAGGAGGAGGCCUUAUAUCAGCAGUACAGGAAUAAUCAAAGCCUGCUUUCGGCACAGAAUUUACCUGAUAGCUACGGUCACAUUGAGCCUGACAUGAAACCUUUCUGGCACCUUGCCAUUGUGGCCUCCAGCUUUAUCAUGCUGAAAGAAUCCACAGAAAACACUCUGUACAACCUGGCUCAGGUGGCCAGCAUCAAACAGCUGGCAACUGAGAACGAGCAGCUGAAGUUUGAAUGUCACGUACUGCUGCACGAGAUGGUGUCUCAGGAAAUCCCUCAGUGGAAGCUGCAGUUCACCUGGUCUUCUGCAGGGGGCGUCAACGUGCUGGAGAAGGAGCAACUGCCUCACUGCCACAGUUGUGAAAAAGCUCAAAACUCAAGCUAAAACUGUUGUCAUUCACUACACUGCCUUAACUACAUCUCAUACUCAAAUAUUGCAUCUUCAUGUCUUUAAGAUGAUGCCACAAAAACUAAAUCAAGUGUGCUGUUGAUUCAUGCAGCACAAAAACCUUCAAAAGCUGCAGUUCAUACUCAAUAAAUUUUUACAUUAACA
Melanotaenia boesemani (Boeseman's rainbowfish) is the source of this 1035-nucleotide messenger RNA. It is a transcript of the gene lxn, whose product is annotated as latexin. The coding region runs from base 1 to 867 and encodes 288 amino acids. The transcript has 7 exons. Gene Ontology annotation, molecular function: metalloendopeptidase inhibitor activity. NCBI's taxonomy places the organism in Eukaryota, Metazoa, Chordata, Actinopteri, Atheriniformes, Melanotaeniidae. The record is from RefSeq and is a predicted model, not a curated record.